Molecule: messenger RNA, 1590 nt
Organism: Daphnia pulicaria
Lineage: Eukaryota; Metazoa; Arthropoda; Branchiopoda; Diplostraca; Daphniidae
Exons: 5
Coding region: 328-1590 (420 amino acids)
Source: RefSeq, a predicted model, not a curated record
UCUAAUGCGGGGAAGAAUUUUAGGGAUUGGCAACUAUGGAUUAAAAUGUUUUGAAAGGGUUUACUUGUGCAUGCAUUAUUACGUUUCGCAAGAAAAAUUAAAUAUUAAAAUGAUAUAGAAAUAAACGGCAGCCACAAAUUUGUAAAAACUAAAAACAAAGCAGACGACGAAAUAAAAAUACCUAACGAUUAGAACGAUUUUCAUCAGAUAGCACCCACUUCAUUUGCUCAUUCACACAUUCUCUUCUAAUUCGUCUGGAGGAAUCCUUUGAGCUGAUGGAUUCUUUAAGCUAUCCCCUUGACAACGUACCCCAUUCUAAACGUUGCAAUGCCUAGAGUGCAUGAAAUCGGAUCUCUCGUUAAACUUAGCGCAGAUUGCAUUAGAAAAUCUGUUGAUAAAAACAAGUAUGCAGGUUACCCACGAGAAGUCAAGCCGAAUGUCGAUGCGAACGCUUUGAUUCACGAAUUGCCCGUUGUUCUUUUGGAGGAAAUCAUUCGGUCUUUCACUAGUAUCAGGCAAAUUUCAGAUGCAAAUGUCCUUGUUCGGCUCAUCACAGAAAAGCUUCAACAUUUAUCUUUUCCUGUUUACUAUGACGGUUACUUGCAAUUAUUUCCCAAGCUUGGAAAUUUGUUAAUAUUGAACAUUGAAAACACGGAAGUGGGAGACAAGUGUUUACAAAGCAUUGGGAUUCAUUGUUCCAAAUUACGAUCGUUGAAUUUAACUCAUUGCUGUAACGUGACAAACACAGGAAUUCAAUGGCUGUGUAACGUUGAUUAUCCGGGGAUGGGAAACGGAAAAUCAGGACUAUGCGAGACCAUUAAAAAAUUAUGCAUUUGUUACACUGCUGUUACUCAGCAAGGAAUUCAAGUGGCGCUCACACAUUUACAGUCCUUGAACAUCCUUGAAAGUUUUGAUAUUUUGGAAGCCUUGGUAGAGUUGUCCUCAUCAACGAUAGACUCUAAGCCACCCGGAUUAUAUAAUAAUAAUAAGUUCUCAAUAUCUACUCUGUCCACCUCUCCUGAUAAGCCAUACAUAAGUAAUAGCCUUUGUUUUGCACUCUCCUUAUGCCAUUCAGUAAAUCAUGUUUUAAUUCAUGUAACGAAAGGACUUAAGGACAGUGACCUUUUGUGUUUAAUGUCUCUGAAGGUGCUUCACAAACUGAAAAUCUUCAAAUCUAACAUUUGGGUACCAAAUGACACUGAAAUUACUUUUGAUGGUGGAGUUGCUCCACUCCUCAAGGUAUUUGGAAGAUCAUUGGAGACUCUUGCGUUGGAGUGUUUCGAUUUAAUUCGUAUUUCUGCCAUUAUCGACUUUUGUCCAAAUUUAAAUUUCUUGUGCAUCAGGGACGUUACGGGCUCGCUUGAGAACGAACGACACCUCUUCCAAUCUGAAAAGAAGCCUCCUGUUUUCAAGGAACUAAAGCAAUUAUUUUGUAUUCUCGAUGUACCAGUUGAUAUUUUGCUUUUUCUGUUGUCCUCCCCUUCACUGGAACACAUUGGAAUUUCUUGUUGCGAUGUGCUUACAGAUGAGAUCUUACUGGAAACCGUCAAAUGUCAGCACCGAUUCAACAACGAUUCAAGUUUGAGCUAG